Messenger RNA from Pyrenophora tritici-repentis Pt-1C-BFP, 830 nucleotides. RefSeq lists its product as uncharacterized. NCBI's taxonomy places the organism in Eukaryota, Fungi, Ascomycota, Dothideomycetes, Pleosporales, Pleosporaceae. The record is from RefSeq and is a predicted model, not a curated record.
GAGCUGGAAAGUGUGUUGAAUUUGAAUUUUGAAGUUUUGAAUAGACGGUAUCAUGUCGGAGUCUUUUCAGGAGUCUUCCGGUGGUCGCUCUUCGUUCGAUGAUGCGGAGCAGACUUUUGAUAAGAUGGUCGGAAAGCAGCAAAAGGCCGUCGGAAUGUACGUCGGAAUCGGAGUUGGCAUCUUUGUUCUUUUUGCUUCGAUGGCCAUCUUUCUAUUCUGGCGACAUAGCAGGAAGCGGAAACGAGAGAUAAAUCAACAGCCGCAGUUCACUUCAUACCAACCGAUCGGUCAACAGACAACUGCACCUGCACAACAGCAAUGGCAAAGGCAGGGAGUGGAAGUUGAUGGAUUGGCAUACAAGACGGAACUCGAGGCCCAACCCAAGCCCCAACAGUACCAAGAAAUGAACGCGUAUCCGCAUACGAAUCCGUUCCAAGGUGGCCACAUAGUGGAAGCGCAGUCAACACGCGAUCCACAGGAAAUGCCGCAGACGUUUGGGCAACAGGCUCCGCACGAGAUGCCAGGGAUACCCGGAGGUGAGACUGUUGGAAGGUGGUUGGCAUGACCAAUACGAAAUCAAGUCUGUUUAUCCAAGACGCAUCCCACGCCUAUAACCAGAAUACUAUGAAGUGGUUCCAAGGAAAUGUUGGAGAUGGGAUGUUCCAGGCGCGCAGCAUCUGCACAUGUUGACGCACGGGCCACCCAGCCAUCCUCCAACCACCAUGAUUUCGCAGCGCUCAAGACAUUGCGCAACUCCGCGCUACGCAUCUCAUAAACGGGGACCUACAUUGUAGAUUCCACACUUGGUCAUAUUCAGUGUUAAUCGUCAG